This is a messenger RNA of Bombyx mandarina (wild silkworm), 885 nucleotides long. Its product is annotated as myophilin. Gene Ontology annotation, cellular component: actin cytoskeleton. NCBI's taxonomy places the organism in Eukaryota, Metazoa, Arthropoda, Insecta, Lepidoptera, Bombycidae. The record is from RefSeq and is a predicted model, not a curated record. Gene Ontology annotation, molecular function: actin filament binding. Gene Ontology annotation, biological process: actin filament organization; actomyosin structure organization.
CCCGCCCGCCCCCGCGUUCUGAAGGCGGACGAACGCAUCCACACCGAACGCAGUUCACUUGUUGAUACCGCGGUGGAAACCCGCCCAAGAAACUAGUUUAGAAACCAGAUUUCGCCUGUACACAAUGCCUGCCAGAAACAAGGACCAAGAACAAGAGGUUCUCACUUGGAUCUCUGAUGUUUUGGGAGAGCCGCUACCAAAUGGCGCAUACGAAGACGUGCUUAGGGACGGUGUGAUCCUUUGCAAAUUGGCCAACAAAUUGGCUCCUGGAUCAGUGAAAAAAAUACAAGAGAGAGGGACCAACUUCCAGCUCAUGGAGAACAUUCAAAGGUUCCAAGCGGCAAUCAAGAAAUACGGAGUACCAGAAGAAGAAAUAUUCCAAACCGCCGAUCUUUUUGAGAGGCGUAACAUUCCCCAAGUAACAUUAUGUUUGUACGCUUUGGGAAGAAUUACUCAAAAACAUCCCGAGUUUACAGGACCUCAGCUAGGACCUAAAAUGGCUGAUAAGAACGAACGUACCUUCACGGAAGAACAACUUCGGGCCCACAACGCUGAACUAAACCUCCAAAUGGGCUUCAAUAAGGGCGCCUCCCAGUCCGGUCAUGGUGGCUUCGGUAACACCCGCCACAUGUAAACUGCUUCUAAAUUUUUCCCAAUAUUUUCCACAUUGAUAUCAGUAUUCGUGCAUGGAAGAAUUUGGUUGAAUGAUUUUUUUACUUUCAAAAUUAUCUUGCCGAUUACGCUAUGUCAAAGAUCGUGUGAUAGAUUUUACCUAAUAUAUUUUAAGUAUUAGUCAACGGCUUUUGUUACAUUAAUUUUCGUUUCUACACUUUAACUUAAUGUAAAUAUUUAACGUUUUUAAUAAAGGAUAAUUUCUAAAUAGAA